Messenger RNA from Cydia amplana, 1284 nucleotides. RefSeq lists its product as uncharacterized. Gene Ontology annotation, molecular function: adenosine kinase activity. The transcript has 6 exons. The record is from RefSeq and is a predicted model, not a curated record. Bases 171 to 1220 code for a protein of 349 amino acids. Gene Ontology annotation, biological process: purine ribonucleoside salvage; purine nucleobase metabolic process. Gene Ontology annotation, cellular component: cytosol; nucleus. Lineage: Eukaryota; Metazoa; Arthropoda; Insecta; Lepidoptera; Tortricidae.
UCUCUCUUGCGUUCGGGGGGAGAGCGACCACGUUUUAAAUUUUUUAUUAUCAACAAAAACAUGCGGUGAUUUCAUUCUCAGAUUACGCAGAUAACUCGAGUGUAUCAGUCGCGUUUCGCUAUCGGCUAAGUUUAGUUAAUUUAACGCCGGUAAAAUACAAAUAUUACAUAAUGAAUACAAGCGCAUGCAACUGUGAUGAGGGUCUGCUGGUGGGUAUCGGGAACCCUUUGCUGGAUAUUUCAGCUUCAGUGGAUGAUGCCCUGCUCGCCAAGUAUGACAUGAAGCCAGACGAUGCCAUCAUGGCGGAGGAAAAACACAUGCCACUGUACAAGGAGCUUAUGGAAAAAUACAAAGCGGAGUUCAUAGCAGGCGGCAGUGUACAGAAUACCCUCCGUGUGGCACAGUGGAUCCUCAAGAAGCCCGGUGUUUGCACGUACUUCGGCUGCGUCGGGAAUGACGAGUAUGCUAAGAUACUCGAGACGAGAGCUGUCGCAGAUGGCGUGAUCGUAAAGUACCAAGUGACCGACGAAGCACCCACAGGCACGUGCGCAGUGCUCGUCACGGGCACGCAUCGCUCGCUCUGCGCGAACUUGGCCGCGGCGCAGAAGUUCACUCCCGUGCACCUCGCUAAGGAGGAGUGUCAGGCGGUGAUUAAGAAGGCGAAGUACUUUUAUACAUCAGGAUUCUUUGUAGCAGUAUCACCCGAGUCUAUCCUUCAACUAGCCGAGCGCGCGCACUCGCGCGGGCACUCGUUCAUUAUGAACGUCAGCGCGCCGUUCGUUUCGCAGUUCUAUAAGGAGCCGCUAGAGAAGAUCCUGCCUUAUGUUGACGUGCUCUUCGGCAACGAGAGUGAGGCCGAAGCCUUCGCGACAGCCUUCGGCAUCGACGAAAAAGAUCUCCAAGCGAUCGCCCUCAAAAUAUCCACCAUGCCUAAACUCAACCCCUCCCGGCCUCGUGUGGUUGUCAUCACACAGGGCUGCGAUCCCGUCAUACUCGUCGAGAACGGUAAAGUAACCUUAGUACCUGUCAACAAGCUGUCAAGAGAACAAAUCAUAGACACGAACGGUGCCGGCGAUGCUUUUGCGGGCGGGUUUUUAAGCCAAAUGGUCAUAGACAAGGAUUACACGACCUGUGUUAAGUGUGGUGUGUACGCGGCUACGCAUGUGAUACAGCAGUCCGGGUGCACGUUAAAUGGCGUAAGCGACUUUAAAUCUAGCUAAGAGUUUUUUUGUGAUUUUAUGUAAGGAAAGGUAGAUGGUUUAUAAAUGCAACGAGAUACACAAA